Apus apus (common swift) is the source of this 3160-nucleotide messenger RNA. It is a transcript of the gene ADO, whose product is annotated as 2-aminoethanethiol dioxygenase. NCBI's taxonomy places the organism in Eukaryota, Metazoa, Chordata, Aves, Apodiformes, Apodidae. The coding region runs from base 16 to 750 and encodes 244 amino acids. Gene Ontology annotation, molecular function: oxidoreductase activity, acting on single donors with incorporation of molecular oxygen, incorporation of two atoms of oxygen. Gene Ontology annotation, cellular component: mitochondrion. The record is from RefSeq and is a predicted model, not a curated record. The transcript has a single exon.
GGGCCGGGCGCCGCCAUGCCCCGGGACAACAUGGCCUCCCUGAUCCAGCGGGUGGCGCGGCAGGCGCGGAUCACCUUCCGCAGCCCGGCGGGCCCGGCCUUCGGGGAGAACCUGCACAAGCUGCAGCAGCUGCUGGACGAGGUGCGCGCCGAGGACUUGCACCUGGCGCCGCGGGGGCCGUCGGCAGCGGCGGCGGCGUCGGGCGGGGGGCUGCCGUGGGCCGGCGUCGUGCCGCCCGUCAGCUACAUGCACAUCUGCGAGACGGAGAGCUUCAGCAUGGGCGUGUUCCUGCUGCGGAGCGGCGCCUGCAUCCCGCUGCACGACCACCCGGGCAUGAACGGCAUGCUGAAGGUGCUGUACGGCACGCUGCGCAUCGCCUGCAUGGACACGCUGCCCCCCGCCGCCGCCGCCCCGCCGCCCGCCGCCGCCGGCGGGCCCUGCCACCGCGCCCUGUUCCGCUCCCGCCAGCACUACACGCCGGCCUCCCCGCCCUGCCUGCUGUCGCCGCACACCGACAACCUCCACCAGAUCGACGCCGUGGACGGGCCCGCCGCCUUCCUUGACAUCCUGGCGCCGCCCUACGACCCCCAACACGGCCGGGACUGCCACUACUACCGCCUGCUGGAGGGGCCGCCGGCGGGCGCCGAGCCGCCCGGGCUGCCGCGGGAGGUCUGGCUGAUGGAGACCCCGCAGGCCGCCGAUUUCUGGUGCGGGGGCGAGCCCUACCCCGGGCCCCGCGUCUGCCUCUGAGGCGGCAGCAGCCCGCGGCCGGCGGCGGCCCGUGGGACCGAUCGGACGGUUGGCGGGAGCCCGCUGCCCCCGCCUGGCUGCCUUCUCCCCCGGCCUCGCCUCACGGACCAGCCUGCCGGAGCUGCCCCAGCCCCGGCGGGCAGCACCGCCGGAACCACUGCUGCGCCUUGCCCAGCGUCCCGGGGCGGCGGGUACGGGCUGGGGUCCCCCAGGAGCGCCGUGACUCCAAGCUGUCCUUUUCCACGGGCCUGCCCGGCUUUAUGAAUCUGGGGCAAUAAAAGCGACAGUCUGUUUUAUCUCCUUUGUGCUGAUGUGGAGGAGCAGCACAGUUAAACUUUGCUCAGUGGAAUGGCUGGGGGGAAAUAAUCCAGCAUCCUGUGUAAAUAGUUAGGGCCGCAUGUCAGCGAGAGGGAUCAGGCUCCGGCAGGGAGAGCAAACGCAAUAAGAAUUGUCAUGGGACACCCCAGCUCUCCCCAGUGGGGCUCCCACUGCCAGAGCCAGCUGGUACCAGUGGGCCAGUGGAGCGUGCCCACCCAGCCUGGGCAGGCGGCUGGUCUGGCUGCAGCCUUUGGGGACUCAGUCUCCAGUGUGAGUCUCAGCAAGAACCUUACACUGCUAACAAGAAACAAACCCAGAACAACGCCUGAGCCAGGACGUGCUUCUCCAGUAAAUGCCAAGGAUCCCCAGGGCUGUAGUUAAAGGAAUCCCUGCUCCGAAGGGACACUGUCAGGUUCAGAAUUACUUUAAUAGUUUCUUAAAUCAUUGUGUGUAAGAUCUUGCUAUUGCAACCAAGAACUACAGAGUACGUCUAUGCAUCUUCCCUUCAGCUAGGAGAAGACUAGUCAGCUGCUAAUUAACCUCGCUCGGGACCUCUCACGCAGCAGUGGAGGGCAGCAGAAACUGGGCAUCUUAAGAGAAAAAAACAACUAUCCACUGUUGUCUUGUGGAAGCUACUCUAUAAACAUUACAUACUUGCAAACCCUAUAUAUAUAGUGGCGCGCAUAUCCUAGGUACAGAUACGGAUUGACCUGAUGUCUUCUCUUUAAAGCAUGGUCUGUUGUUUUUAUACAGACAAAUGAACGCUUGGGGCUUUUGAAGCCUUGUGGUUUCCCUCUUUAUAUACUAUUUAUAAAGACUACUUUUUCAUAACACUUUUAAAUAAACGUAGCGUAGACGAGACCCUGUGAAAUUCACCUUGCUGUGGUGGGAGCAGCCUGGGGGUGAAAUUUGUCUACAGCAGGGGAUACGAUCUUUCUAAGAAGGGAAAAACUUUCUGUAGGUGAAAUACUCGGUCUGUCCCGCAGGGACGGACCUCGUGCCUCUUUGUCCUAACGCACACUUGAAACCACAAACCCAGGCUAGGGCAGCCUUGCCCCUCUUGGUCAAGAUGUGUUUAUCUAAAUUUAAAAAAAACGACUUACCAACCUCCCAAGUGAUGUACCAACCCGCUCCAGAAAUUGUUCCACAAUGGACUUUUAUUUUUCUUUAUGCAAUUAUAAAAGCAGACUUGUUUUUCCUGUACAGUGGCUUGCAUGUGUGAAUUUUUAAAUUAUUCUGAUACAGCAUUGCCUUUUUUUGGGGGGGUUGUUGUUUUUUUUUCUGGCCUGCGAAAGAAUGAAUGUAAAAUACAGUCAGCGUUAUGCAUGCACAAAUUAAUUCUUUUGCAAGGAAAAAUUGGUGGAAUUUCUUUCAAGCAAUUUCCAUUUACUCUUACAGCACUUCAAAGUGCCUGAUAUUUCUGCAGCUGGCUUACCUGUUUUUCCGAGCAUUCCCCUGUGGCUUAGCCUUAGUUAAUGUGCAACGAUUCCCUAUCGAACGUAGUCAUUAACUAUAAGGCAAUGCCUCCCUGUGUCACAGGCUGUUUAUAACUCCCUCCGAGGCUAAUGAAGACCAUCAUGCUUUUUCAGAAGUCCACAUAGAUAGUGUGGUGCAUGCAAACAGCUGUACUGGAAAAACAAACUGCGACAAACAGCAUUUUUUUAUCUCGUCUGCUCUGUCCUCCCUUAGGUCCUUCUGCUUUGUUUUAAAUUGUUUUUCUCCACCUGUGAAGCCAAGUUGAGAUAUUGAAUGGGACAGGACUUUAAUGCAUCUUUCCAUAGAGGACAGCACGGUCCCUUACACUGCAGAGUGCUGUUAAUCGUGGCAAAACCUUUUUAAUAAAUGUGUUAGCAUCAAAGUAUUAAAGCUGGGAAAAGUAGCAAAGAAAACCUGAGAUGCAUUGAAGAAAAGCCUCCUUGUGUAAUUUCUUGCUUAUUCAGUAAUUGAAACUGCGUCAUAUGUUCUGGAUAUCUGUAAGCAGAAGGUUUAAGUCUGUAAUGCCGUUCCUUCUCUCUGCAGUCUGGUUAUUGUGUUUUCACAACAGCAAAAUUACUGUUAUUGCUGAAUUAUAGAAUAAAUUCAGGAUAUCUCA